Molecule: messenger RNA, 2804 nt
Organism: Amoebophrya sp. A120
Lineage: Eukaryota; Dinophyceae; Syndiniales; Amoebophryaceae
Source: the annotation of a GenBank genome assembly
CGCUGUGAUACAUAGUACCACGUGUGCAGCAAUAUGUAGCAUUUAUUACGAGCUAGUAGCAUCGAACAACCUUGGCCGAAAAAAUGUCAGACCCUCAUCCAGACUCGUCAACACCGAAAACGGAUCUUAGUACCUGCUCCGACGAGCAGGCGCGUGUCCUCGUUGUCGGCUUGGGUUUCGCGGGGCUCAAUGUGGUGCGCAAUUUGACCACACUGGCUUCGAGUAAUUUUAAGCUCCAUAUCACCGCGGUCGACGCAAAAGAGUACUUCGAAUUCACGCCCGGUGCGAUUCGGGCUAUGUGCGAGGCGGCGGAUAAUAAUUUUUCCGACGACAAUAUGAUCAGCAGCGCCUCCACCCCCUCCAAAACUACAAGCAGAGCGCACCAAGUUCUGGGUUUCGCCGUGGAGAAGGUUCGCAGCCUGCUUCCACAGUGGUGCCAGCGCCGAUGGUGCAACAUGGGUUAUGGAACGACCACGACCUCUGGUCAUUUGAUCCCCGGAACUGCGACUCUCCUGAGCCGCAACUACACGCACUUUCGCUACGAGGAGUACUUCGCGGAGCUGCAAGGGAGUGUUGUCUCUUCGAGCUUCUCCAGGAAGAAAACCGCGAUGAAACCACCUGCCUGCGAGAUUGUUUUCAAGCAAGGACUUGUCCGGAAUCUGAACCCUGGAGCGGCGCUGGUGGAGGUCGUGAGAAAGACGGAGAAGUCCUCUUCAGCUCCGCCGUUGCAACUCACGAACGCUCCUGCGGCAAAAAAUACGACUUUGCAGACCGUGCCAUUCGACUUCGCAGUGAUUGCAACGGGUAGUGCGUACCAGGUGUGGAAAGCCGACUGCUACGGAGCCGUCGGAAUCAACGAGAACGACGUGGUCGAGCCUGCGACCGGGGACAAGCACGAGAGCAACACCAGCACCGCCGCAACCAAUGAUUUUUCGACUGCAGAUUUGGAUCUCGCCGGCCGGCUGAAGUUUCUGCAAACCGAGAAACGCGUCCUGCACUCUACUUCAACGGUGAUGAACCCAGGCUCUUCUCGUGUGAAAGUGAUUGGCGCCGGGGUGGUCGGAGUCGAACUGUGCGCGGAUCUGUUGCAUUACUUCCCCCAGUUGCACAUCGACCUGCAGCUGGCCAGUCGGGGUCGCAGUCAGGUUCUGAAGGACUACCCGAAGAGCGCACGGCAGUACGUUCUGAAGUAUUUCGAAAGGACAAAACGCGUGCGAAUUGUGUACGGAGAUGACGAGGUGGAGCGGAAAAAUGACGGUACAAACGGAGAAGAUACUAGGAGCUCCUACCUCCGCGUUUACCGCUGCUACCCACAAUCAUCUACGGGUACGGACAGCAUCAGCACUAAAAACCACCUCCGCGCGAACCGGCAGUUGCAGGUCCAUGGUUUUUUGGAGAAGAACGUGUUUGUAGUGGGUGACGCCGCGGAACUCGGAGGUCCGGAAAUACAGGAUGAAGGAUUACUUGGAGGAGACAAGAGCGCUGCGGUAGUACCAGAACACGACGAAGAUGAUUUGAUUUCCCAACAACCACAUGAGCAAGUGGACGUGGAGGUAAAGUCGAGCGGAAGCAGCACGGAAUCCCUGGUGGGUAAGAUGGAGAAAGUUAAAUGUACUUCUCCGAGCAGAAGCUGCAAGAACAAAACAUCAAUGACCAGAAAUAGCACGUGGCGCUGUCCUUCGGUUUGCAGCUCGUUGUGGAGCAUUCCGCUCACGGUGCUGGACGUCGGGCUCGCUAUUGUAUGGAAAAAUCCCCCCUCCCCAUAUCGAAAAAGUAUGUUUCCGAAAAUUUGUGUUGCUGAUUUGAGACCACAAAUCACGUCUGUCUUGCAAGAAGACAAGCGCAGAAGCUUCGACAACAUUAUGGAACCGAUUUGGCAUGCUGUUGCGCCUAGGGGACAGCCGUUUGUAACGCUAAGCAACUAGACCAAAACGCCCCUACUUAGGCCGAGGAUCUGGCUGCGCUGCCUUACUGCAAGACAAAUCGGAUUUGUGUACGCAAAUCUAGCAUCAGAGGUUUCGUUUUGAUAUGGGGAGGGGGAAUUUUUCCUGUUGAUACUCGCGCUGGUUUCGCCUACUUCCUACUUUUGCGCGAAGCGGAAAAAACACGGCCCCCGUGCCGGUGAAAGAAAUUCGGCGGGACGACAGAAAAAAUACACCCAAAAGACAGUGCAGUCCCAACGAAACCGCAACGGGUACGUCGCGGAGACCACUGCCCGGCUGGUCGUGCGGCAAAUCCGCGAACGGGUGCUGCUGGAGCAGCGAAAAAAGAUAGUGGAGGUGGCGGCCGCAAGAAACGUGACUACUAGUACGACCUCUUCUAAAGACGGCUUGACGAGAGCGGCAAAUAGAAGCACGCCGCCUGGUACAGCGGAUGACCAGAACGACGAUCACAGCCACAAGAAGAACAGCUCGCACUUUAUUACCUCAUCUGCUAGCGCCAUAGUGACAUCACUGUUCUCUGCUUUGCAGACGAUACCGCUAGUCGAGAAUUUGUUGGUGAGGGUGGCCUCGUCGACGCUCUGCUUCAGCUACAGAACAACAUGCGGAGAGGACAAGAACAACUCACGUACAACUUCUUUUGACAGGAGCCGCUACCAGCUUUCCUCGACCGAGAACUUGUUCAGCGACCUGGAAGUGGUUUCUCUUGGGCCGAAUGACGGAAUCGUCGUUUCCGGCCGAUUUUUCCUGCUGUCCGGCGGCGUGGCGGUGGUGCUGAAGAAUUUUGUCCACUUUACCAAAAUGCGCGAGUUACGGGGCGGGUUUGUGGAGAACACGAUCUGGGGAUUGGUCCCGCAUUUUUGA